Messenger RNA from Naegleria gruberi, 1175 nucleotides. Its product is annotated as zinc finger protein. Bases 43 to 1164 code for a protein of 373 amino acids. Gene Ontology annotation, cellular component: nucleus. The transcript has a single exon. The record is from RefSeq and is a predicted model, not a curated record. Gene Ontology annotation, biological process: regulation of transcription by RNA polymerase II. NCBI's taxonomy places the organism in Eukaryota, Heterolobosea, Eutetramitea, Acrasida, Naegleriidae.
GAAAUUGAUACUAACGAAACAAUACCACUUCAUCUCAAUGAAAUGUAUAAUUUAGAGGAAUCAUCAAUAAGUGCAAUUUAUUCAUCGGAUGAAGAUGUGUUCGGAAGUGUGGAAAAAUUAACAACAUUAUCAAGCAGUGUGAAUAAUAAUCAAGUAACAACUGCCACUUCAACAACAACAUCAGAGUUUAAACCAAUUCUUUCCAAUGAACUCUUUAGUGAAAAUAUGCAAUCAUCAUCCAGUGGUCUGGGUAGAAGAUUAUCCAGAAAUUCCUAUGCAUGUGUAAUGUGUAAUUGUACAUUCCAUAAGAAAUCACAAUUGAGAGCACACGUUUUAGAUGCCCAUCGUGAAGCAUCAGAUGAUUCUUCCUCUAAUAACUCGGAUGAAACUGAUGAGGAACAAAUAAUUCCAAAACCAAAGGAUGUUGUUGUCACAGUUUAUAAAUGUCCUCAUCAAUCAUGUGGAAAAGAAUUUUAUUCUGAAGGAAAAUUGGAUAAACAUUUAAAAAAACAUGAAGACAAACGACAUUUAUGUGGAUUUCCUUCUUGUGGAAAACAAUUUUCAUUUAGACAUGAACUGCUAGAUCACAUUAAGGAUAUGCAUUCACCAAAACAGAGUGUUUGCACAAUUUGUAAUAAGGAAUUUAAAGACCUACAAUCAUUACAAGUACAUUUAAGAACGAUACACAAGAAUGAAAAUAGAGUAUUUAGAUGUCAUUAUGAUGGAUGUAAUAAGUUUUAUACCAAUAAGAGAAACUUGGAUGAUCACAUCAAAACAACACAUUUGAAAACUAAACAAUUCAAAUGUGAUAUUUGUCAGCGAAUUCUCAAACACAAAGCAAGUUUAAGAAGACAUUAUAAGAAUAUUCACAAUCAAGUUUAUGUUGAUCCAGUGUCGACACCAAUACCUUCAGAUAAUGAAUUCAGUGAACUUUCACUCUUUACAGAUGUAAGCAGUUCAAAGAAUGAAGAUGCCUUCUUUAAUACAGAACCAGAAUUCAAAAGUCCUGACAAUAUUGACUCUAAAUCCACCUCCAAAAAACGAUCCAAACCAAAGUCUUCAGACACUGCCAGCACUAGUAGUGAAUCUUCUAAGAAAAAGAUUAAAGUUGGCAAUGUCUUUCUUGAUAGAAUUUUGGGUGAUGACAUUAAUAAACAACAAUAAGGUUCCUUGUU